Messenger RNA from Rana temporaria (common frog), 7257 nucleotides. It is a transcript of the gene MAP1B, whose product is annotated as microtubule associated protein 1B. Gene Ontology annotation, biological process: regulation of microtubule depolymerization; axonogenesis; microtubule cytoskeleton organization. NCBI's taxonomy places the organism in Eukaryota, Metazoa, Chordata, Amphibia, Anura, Ranidae. The record is from RefSeq and is a predicted model, not a curated record. Gene Ontology annotation, molecular function: actin binding; microtubule binding. Bases 49 to 6855 code for a protein of 2268 amino acids. Gene Ontology annotation, cellular component: neuronal cell body; synapse; microtubule associated complex. The transcript has 7 exons.
CUCCUCCCCUCCCCGGCUCACUCCCUGUCUGCUCUCAGCUGCUGAAGGAUGGCCACUGUGGUCGAGCCGGGGCCGGACACUGAGCCCAUCCUCAACCCUUCUUCUACCACCACCUCCUCCUCCCCCAGCCUGUCCCACAGGUUCCUGGACAGCAAAUUCUACCUGCUGGUGGUGAUCGGGGAGAUUGUGACAGAGGAGCACCUGAGGGGUGCCAUAGCCAAUAUAGAGAGAGGUAUCCGAUCAUGGGACACAAAGCUCACUGAAUGCAACUUAGACCAAGAAUUGAAGCUGUUUGUAUCCCGUCACUCUGCUAGAUUUUCUCCAGAAGUUAGAGGUCAAAAAAUUCUUCACCACAGAAGCGAUGUCUUAGAAACUGUAGUUUUAAUUAAUCCUUCAGAUGAAGCUGUCAGUACAGAAGUGCGAUUAAUGAUCACAGAUGCUGCAAGACACAAACUUUUGGUGUUAACCGGACAGUGUUUUGAAAACACCGGCGAACUUAUCCUUCAGUCUGGAUCUUUUUCUUUCCAAAAUUUCAUUGAGAUCUUUACAGAUCAAGAGAUUGGUGAACUAUUGAGCAAUACACACCCUGCAAACAAAGCAAGUCUUACACUCUACUGCCCUGAAGAAGGACACUGGAAGGAUUCCAAUUUGGACAGACACAAUCUUCAAGACUUCAUAAACAUCAAACUUAAUUCCUCAUCAGUUUUGCCUGAAAUGGAAGGACUUUCUGAAUUCACAGAAUACCUUUCAGAGUCAGUAGAAAUACCAUCACCUUUUGAUAUCUUAGAACCACCCACAUCCGGAGGCUUCUUGAAGCUCUCAAAGCCAUGCUGUUAUAUAUUCCCUGGGGGUAGGGGAGAUUCUGCUUUGUUUGCAGUGAACGGAUUUAAUAUGCUUGUUAAUGGUGGAUCUGAAAGAAAAUCUUGCUUCUGGAAACUCAUUAGACAUUUAGACAGAGUGGAUUCUAUAUUGCUUACACAUAUUGGAGAUGACAACCUGCCAGGUAUUAACAGUAUGCUUCAAAGAAAGAUGGCUGAACUGGAAGAGGAACAGUCUCAAGGGUCAACAACUAACAGUGACUGGAUGAAAAACCUAAUCUCUCCAGACCUUGGGGUCGUGUUUCUCAAUGUACCAGAUAAUCUGAAAAACCCAGAACCAAAUUUUAAAGUUAGAAGAAGCAUAGAGGAAGCUUGCUCUACUCUUCAGUACUUAAAUAAACUCUCCAUGAGGCCGGAACCUCUAUUCAGAAAUGUAGGAAACACAAUUGAGCCCAUUAUUUUAUUUCAGAAAAUGGGUGUAGGAAAACUUGAGAUGUAUGUGCUGAACCCAGUAAAAGGUAGUAAAGAAACCCAGUAUUUUAUGCAGCAGUGGUCAGGUAGCAAUAACGAUAAAGCUGGCUUAGUGCUUCCUAAUGGUCAGGAAGUUGAGAUCCCAGUUAAUUACUUAACUUCAAUUUCUUCCCUUAUCGUAUGGCAUCCAUCAAAUCCUUUAGAAAAAAUAGUUAGAGUUUUGUUUCCAGGAAAUACAACUCAAUACCAGAUACUCGAAGGACUUGAAAAGCUUAAACAUCUAGACUUUCUGAAACAGCCCGUGAUAACACAGAAGGAUCUAAGUGACUAUAUAUCAAGCCCUGCUGUAAAACAGACAAAGAUUAAGCAGAGAGCAGAAAGCAAGGAGAGCUUAAAAAUGUCCUCAAAAGCAACAUCCAGUAAACCUAAUAAAAAGGAAUCUAAAGAAGAGCCAGCUGACAUAGUCAAAAGCCAACUUGAUCAAUCAGAAAAAGUGGAGAGCAAGGACAAAACUUUAGUGAAAAAGGUUCAGAAAAUUGAGGCAAAGUUCUCAACAGAGAAAAAUGCUGUGAACAAAGAAGAAUCAAUAAUUAAGCCAGAAGUGGCAGAGAAACAGAAAACAGAUGUGAAACCCAAAGCUGUUAAAGAAAAAGCAGUGAAAAAAGAAGUUAAGGCAAAACCUGAAGACGUGAAAAAAGAAACCACAAAGAAAGAAGAAAAAAUGCCGGUUAAACACAAAAAGGAAAUUAAAGAAGAUAAACCUAAGAAAGAUAUAAAGGAAGAGAAACUCAAAAAAGAGGUUAAAGAAGAUAAAUCAAAAAAGGAGGAUAAACCUAAAAAAGAGGCCAAAAAAGAGAUCAAAAAGGAAGAAAAACAUGAAAUAAAAAAAGAAGUGAAAAAAGAAACACCUCAGAAAGAAGUGAAAAAGGAGGUAAAAAAAGAGGAUAAGGAAAAAAAGGAAGAGAAAGAUGCCAAAAAAGAGGUUAAAAGGCCCGCUAAAGAGUCAAAGAAAAUAGCAGCAACACUGGAUGCUAAAAAGCCUGCUGUUAAGGCAAAGGCUCAAAAGAAAGAAGAAUCUGUGAUUAAAGAAUCAGCAGUUCCAGUCAAGUCAAAGGACAAAACAAAGGUAAAUAAGAAAGUAACUGAGAAGAAGUCCUUGGCAGCUACAGGGGCAGCUGCUGUCACUGCAGCUGUUGCAGCAACAGCCUCCGUUGCUGCUUUAGCUAUAGCAACUGGAAGUAUAGAUAAAAUGGUGGCAGAAAGAUCCCUCAUGUCAUCUCCUGAAGAUUUAACAAAAGACUUUGAAGAGCUUCAGAAUGAAGGCAUCAUAAAUGAAGAACUGAAAUCCCACCUUCAAGCCCUGUCACCCAUAGAUGAACCUGUCAUAGUACAAACUGAAUCUUACACCAUCAAAAAUGAAAACACUAGCAGUGAACAACCCGCAGACUCACCAGAUGAAGGAAUAACUACAAUGGAAGGUGAAUGUGAGCAGACUCCAGAAGAACUGGAGGUAAUCGAGAAACACAGGGUGGGUGAAAUUGACAAGUUUGAAGAUGAAGGAACUGGUUUGGAGGAAUCAUCAGAAGCUGGUGAUUAUGAAGAAAAAGCUGAGACAGAAGAAGUUGAAGAACAAAUGGAAGAUAUUGAAGAAAGAGCCUCACUGGUAGAACAUCAUACUGGUGAGUUUGCCGAAACUGAUGAAACUGAGGAAGAGGUAGAAAGUGAUGUAGUUAAGCAUUUGAAGAGUAAACAUGAAGACAUGAUUGAUUCUGAGACAGCAGAAGAACAAGCUGAAGAAGACAUUGAUGAAAGUGCUGAAAAGGUUGAAGCUGACGAAACAGAGGAAGAGGUGGAGGAAGACAAAACAGAUGAUGCAAAGGAUGAUGAUGAAACUGAAAAGCUGGAAGCUGAAGACCAUUAUCUAACAGCUAUAAAAGACAAGUCAGAAAUAGUUAGUGACAACGAAGAUAAGUAUAUCCUGUCUUCAACACCAUCCAAGACCUCUGAGCCCCAGUCCCCAGCUGUUGAACCAGGGGCUUCAAUUCAUGAUGAAACUUUACCUGGUGGCUCUGAAAGUGAAGCAACUGCAUCCGAUGAAGAAAACCGAGAAGAUCAGCCAGAGGAAUUUACUGCCACCUCUGGAUUUACUCAUUCAACUAUUGAAAUCUCUAGCGAACCAACACCAAUGGAUGACAUGUCAACACCCAGAGAUGUAAUGAGUGAUGAGACAAAUAAUGAAGAAAGUGAAUCUCCAUCUCAGGAAUAUGUCAAUAUAACUAAAUAUGAGGCCAGCUUGUAUUCCCAGGAGUAUGACAGAACCAGAGUAUCACCACUUCUUGAAGGUUUGAAUGGGUUAUCUGAUGUGUCUAAAACAGAUGCUACCGAUGGCAAAGAAUACAAUGCUUCAGCUUCUACUAUCUCACCUCCAUCCUCUUUGGAGGAAGACAAAUUUUCCAAGUCAUCACUGAGGGAUGCAUAUACUCAUGGACACCUUGAUGUGAAAGGUUCCACAAAUCUGGAAAUUCAGGAUGAUUAUGAUCUGGAAGAAAGGUUAAGUCCAAGUAAAAGUCCUGCUCCUCCUUCACCAAUAUCUAAAACACCUUUAAGUGAGCGAAGUGUUAAUUUUGAUCUUACUCCUAAUGAAAUAAAAACAUCAGAUCUUGGUAUCCUACCACCUUUACAUGACCAUGAACAAGAUAUAACUGAACAGUGUCCUUCCCCAGAUGAUAAAAUUCUUGAAGUAGCUUCUCCUUCUCAAUCUGCCGCUGGAAGUGCUGGGCACACACCUUAUUAUCAGUCACCGACCGAUGAAAAAGCUUCAAACCUACCACCAGAAACAUUGCAAAAGACAUCUGUUCCUAUUGUCUUUGAAUUUUCUGAUACCAAAGAAAGGAGUGAAAGUCCCCAAAUAAGUCCUAUGGAUGAGCCAGUGCCAGAUUCAGAAUCCCCAAUAGAAAAAGUAUUAUCUCCAUUGCGCAGCCCACCAUUGAUAGGAUCAGAGAUAACCUAUGACCGAUUUUUAACUACUAAUACUAAAUCAUCUUCUGGUCAUGGAAGCACUGUCGAUGAGCAUUCCUCUUCUCAGAUUAGUCCUGUAUCUGAAAUGCUGUCUGAUGCCAUUUCUCAGGAACAUGGUGAAAAGAGUGAACUUUUCUCUAGUAAAUUAUUUGGUGUAGAGACAAAUACUUAUAAUGGCAAGCAUGCAGCAUGCCAUCUACUGGAUGGUGGAAAGCUUUCAGGAGAUGUUUCUCCCACUCAAAUAAAUACCAAUCCAUUCAUCUCAUUUAAGGAGGACACAAAAAUGUCAAUUUCUGAGGGCACUGCGUCUGAUAAGUCUGCCACACCUGUAGAUGAAGUUGUGGCAGAAGAUACAUAUUCCCACAUUGAAGGUGUUGCUUCAGUUUCCACAGCCUCUGUUGCUACUAGUUCAUUCCCAGAACCAACCACUGAUGAUGUAUCUCCUUCACUUCACGCUGAAGUCGGAUCACCUCAUUCCACUGAAGUAGAUGACUCUCUAUCAGUUUCAGUUGUUCAGACUCCCACAACAUUUCAAGAAACGGAAAUAUCACCGUCUCGAGAGGAAUGUCCCCGUCCAAUGUCAAUAUCUCCCCCAGAUUUUUCACCUAGAACGGGAAAAUCCUCAGCAUCAAUGCAAGAGCAGCGCUCACCAGAACAGUCAACUAUGGAAUUCAGUCAGGAAUCACCAGAGCAAUCAUUUGCUAUGGAUUUUAGCAGACAAUCACCUGAGCAUCCUGCAGUUGCCUCCAGCAUGCUUCACAUAUCAGAAAAUGGACCAACGGAAGUUGAGUACAGCCCCUCUGACCAUCAUGACACUUAUUUUGGAAAUAACAUUUCAGUGGACAAUGAUUUUUAUGCUGUAGAAAAAAAUAAACAACCAGCUGCUGAAGCUCAUGUGGAGGGCUCUCCAUCGUCAACCUCUGAACACUCACAAACUUCUUCUCCUUUAAAAGAAGAUGAUUCUUUAAAAGAUGUGAUUCAAAAUUCUGACAUGCCCUUGUAUUCUCCACCAAUACUUGAGCCAGAUUAUUUUAAGGAUGAUCAGUUCUCCCCUGGAGCAGAUGUUUCUCCAUUAACUUCAACACCAUCUUUACUAAGACAGUCCCCAGGCUCAACAGAUCCUACACAGAAGAUACAUUUGAGUGAUCAUAGUUCAGAGGCCCUAUUAUUAGAAGCUGGGGCUGAUGAACAAGAAAGCUUUCAAAUGAGAGCUUUAAAUUCAGUAGUUAAGGAACCCACAAUUCUCUAUAAUACAAACCCCUUUGCUUAUGCAGCAGGACUUGAUGGCAAAGACAAUUUAGGUGAUGCUUAUGGCUAUUCCAGUGAAGCAAAUGACCGCUUUUCUCCCUUAGACAAAUCACCUUUCGCUGAACACAGGCAAGAGGUUGACCUUUGUCUUGUGACUGCCUGUGAAUAUAAGCACCCAAAAACAGAACUGUCACCUUCUUUCAUUAACCCAAAUCCUUUAGAAUGGUUUGCAAGUGAGGAACAAGAACGGGAAAAACCCAUAACUCAACUUGGAGGAGGGCAGCCUCCUUCAGGAGGAAAACAGAAAUCCCGCCAGUGUGACGAAACACCCCCAACAUCUGUAAGUGAAUCAGCCCCAUCCCAGACAGAUUCUGAUGUCCCACCUGAAACAGAAGAAUGUCCGUCUAUAACAGCAGAUGCAAACAUAGAUUCCGAAGACGAAUCUGAGACUAUUCCUACUGAUAAAACUGUAACUUAUAAACACAUGGAUCCUCCUCCUAUUCCAAUGCAAGAUCCAAGUCCAUCUCCAAGGCACCCUGAUGUCUCAAUGAUGGACCCAGAGACUCUUCCUGUAGACCAUAACUUAGGCAAACCUAUGAAAAAGGACAUUAAGGAAAAAGGAAAAACAAAGAAAGUCGGAAGCAAAACAAAGUCAUCUUCUCCAGCUCGGAAAAGUGAUAGUAAAUCAAAAACUGCAGCAGCCUCUCCGAAACCUGGGCCUAUCAAGGAAACCAUGGAAAAGAGUGCAAAGACUGCAGCUCCCAGAAAGAAAGACUCUAUAGAGAAAGGUCCAAAGGUUUCCCCAACCCAAGAUCUCAAGUCAUCAAAGGUAGAAGAAAAAGAUAAAGAGACCAAGAAUGCUACAAAUAUAAAUACUACGAAAUCAUCUAAAACGGGAACUACAGGAGGUGGAUCUGCGAAAUCAUCGAAGUCUGCAGCUGUACCCCCAGGUCCCCCAGUAUACCUAGAUCUGGUCUAUAUACCCAAUCACAGCAACAGCAAGAAUGUUGAUGUGGAGUUUUUCAAGCGGGUACGAUCCUCAUACUAUGUAGUGAGUGGAAAUGAUGCAUCAGCUGGAGAACCUAAUCGGAAUGUGCUGGAUGCUCUUCUAGAAGGCAAAGCUCAGUGGGGAAGUAAUAUGCAGGUUACGUUAAUUCCUACUCAUGAUUCAGAAGUCAUGCGAGAAUGGUACCAGGAGACACACGAGAAACAGCAGGACCUCAAUAUAAUGGUGUUGGCCAGCAGCAGCACUGUUGUUAUGCAAGACGAAUCCUUCCCAGCAUGCAAGAUUGAACUGUGAGGAAACCGCUACUCACUGCCGCACCUUAACACAGCUGAUUAAUGGAAAUGUCACCUAGAGAUUACAUAUAACUGCAGAGCUAUAUAUUGCCCAAUGCUAUCCUGUGUCUUGCCAACACAGAUGUCAGUUAUAUAUAUAUAUAUAUAUAUAUAAAUACAUAUUUAUCAUCUCAAUGGCAAACUAAAACAUUCACGUCAUUGCAAGCUCAACUAUCCAGGUUUAUUAUACAGGUUUGUAGGACUUGCUCUUGUACACAUCAGUUCACCUUAGCCCACGAUGGGAACUUUCCUCUUGAUUGAAAGACAAUGAGAGAGAAGAAGGACCUUUGCAAUUGGACAUUUUGUGGCAUCACUUUACUAGGUUAACUGGUUAACGUCUAUAGCAUGUUGUGUUGUGUAUCGA